AUGCUUGCUAAUGGAGCCAAUGCACAGAACAAUGCCAUAACUCAAUCUUCUGGAAAGGCUGCUGUGUCAAUGGCUGCAACUAAUCUUAAUAUUGGAAUGGACUUGUGGAAUGCAUCUUCUGCAAAGGCUGAUGCUACGAAACUGAGAAACAAUCAACCUGCCCCAGGAGCUGUCAACCCUCCUACUAUAAUGGGACGUGAAGACGAACGUGACCUGAAGAGACAGAAAAGAAAACAGUCUAACAGAGAAUCAGCUAGGAGGUCAAGACUACGCAAGCAGGCUGAGUGCGAGGAGUUGCAAAGAAAGGUGGAGUCACUGGGAAACGAGAGCCAGACUCUGAGAGAAGAACUUCAGAUAAUUAUGUCCUCUAACAAUACUUUUGCUGUCAACAGUCAACAGAAAGAGUUGGAAAGGUUAUGUGGACCAGAAGCAGUUGCCAGCCUCGAAUAA
Molecule: messenger RNA, 450 nt
Organism: Arachis stenosperma
Lineage: Eukaryota; Viridiplantae; Streptophyta; Magnoliopsida; Fabales; Fabaceae
Product: G-box-binding factor 1-like
Exons: 5
Coding region: 1-450 (149 amino acids)
Biological process (GO): regulation of DNA-templated transcription
Cellular component (GO): nucleus
Molecular function (GO): DNA-binding transcription factor activity; sequence-specific DNA binding
Source: RefSeq, a predicted model, not a curated record